Messenger RNA from Parnassius apollo (apollo), 765 nucleotides. Lineage: Eukaryota; Metazoa; Arthropoda; Insecta; Lepidoptera; Papilionidae. The record is from the annotation of a GenBank genome assembly.
AUGAAGAAAGGCGGUGAAGUUACUAUUGGUUUACCUUUAGGCCCGAAAAAAACUAUAUUUACACCUAAAGAAGAAGACGAAAUAGAAGCUUAUCUGAAAUAUAUGGAAGAGCGUCUUUUUGGACUAACAACUAUCGAACUGAGACGUCUAGCAUAUCAAUUAGCAGUUAAAAAUGGAAAAGCACAUAAUUUUAAUACUGACAAGAAAAUGGCAGGUGUUGAUUGGCUCAAAGGUUUUUUAAAACGUCAUCAAAAUUUGUCAAUUCGCAAACCUGAAGCCACGUCAGCAGCUAGAGCAAUGGGAUUCAACAAAGUGGCCGUAAGUAAAUUCUAUCAGUUGCUCGGAUAUAUCUAUGAUAAGUUCGAAUUGACCCCUGACAAAAUAUAUAACUGCGAUGAAACUGGAAUUUCCGUUGUUUCUAAAACUAAAAGCAAAAUAUUAGCUAUUAAAGGACGAAAACAAAUGGGUUCGUUAUCAUCUGCUGAACGAGGACAGACUAUCACUGUAGAAAUAUGUUUUAACGCUGCUGGAAUCUACAUGCCUCCACUGAUGAUUUUUCCGAGACAACGAAUGAAACCAGAACUUUUAGAUCGUGCUCCACCAGGUACUAUAGCAGUUUGCAAUCCUCGAGGCUGGAUAACUUCAGAAAUAUUUUUGACUUGGUUCAAAAACUUCAUCAAAUUUUCCGGAGCUACUCCUACUAAUCACAUAUUGCUGCUUCUGGAUGGUCAUGUUAGUCACACUCAAAAUUUAGAAAGUGAUUGA